Messenger RNA from Phacochoerus africanus (Common warthog), 1380 nucleotides. RefSeq names its product malonyl-CoA-acyl carrier protein transacylase (gene MCAT). Gene Ontology annotation, molecular function: transferase activity. The transcript has 4 exons. The record is from RefSeq and is a predicted model, not a curated record. Lineage: Eukaryota; Metazoa; Chordata; Mammalia; Artiodactyla; Suidae. The coding region runs from base 73 to 1230 and encodes 385 amino acids.
CAAGGACCGCGCCGCGCCGCCGCAGUCGGGCCUCGGUCGCCCCGGUAACGUGCGUGGGGCAAUUUUCUCACCAUGAGCGUCCGGGUUGCGCGGGCUGCCUGGACCUGUGGCUGGCGCGCGGGAGGUCGCCGCAGCACCUCGAACUUCCCGCUGCCUCCGCCGGGCGCGGUGGACGUGGCGGAGCUGCUGCGAGAUGCGGCAGCGGCGGAGGAAGGGCCCCGGGUGGCGGCGGCGGCGCGGCGGUUGCCGGGCCAGUGCUCGGUGCUGCUCUUCCCGGGCCAGGGCAGCCAGGUAGUGGGCAUGGGCCGCGGUCUGCUCCACUACCCGCGCGUCCGCGAGCUCUAUGCCGCCGCCCGCCGCGUGCUGGGUUACGACCUGCUGGAGCUGAGCCUGCAUGGGCCUCAGGAGGACCUGGACCGCACCGUGCACUGCCAGCCCGCCAUCUUCGUGGCUUCGUUGGCUGCCGUGGAGAAACUGCAUCACCUGCAGCCCGCGGUUAUUGAGAACUGUGUUGCUGCUGCUGGAUUCAGUGUGGGAGAAUUUGCAGCCCUAGUGUUUGCUGGAGCCAUGGAAUUUUGUGAAGGCUUGUAUGCAGUGAAAAUCCGAGCGGAGGCCAUGCAGGAAGCCUCGGAAGCUGUCCCCAGCGGGAUGUUGUCCGUCCUUGGCCAGCCCCAGUCCAAGUUCACUGUCGCCUGUCGGGAAGCCCGGGAGCACUGCAAGACUUUGGGCAUAGAGAACCCCGUGUGCGAGGUGGCCAACUACCUCUUUCCCGACUGCAGGGUGAUCUCAGGACACCUGGAGGCUCUGCACUACCUCCGGAAGAAUUCCUACAAGUAUCACUUCAGACGCACCAAGAUGGUGCCCGUUAGCGGCGCCUUCCACACCCGCCUCAUGGAGCCAGCCCUGGAGCCCCUGGCACACGUUCUAAAAGACAUUGAUCUCAAGAAGCCUCUGGUUUCUGUCCAUUCCAACGUCACUGGGAAUAAAUACAUGCACCCCAAACACAUCCGGCAGCUGCUGGUCCAGCAGGUGGUCUCCCCAGUGAAGUGGGAGCAGACGAUGCACGCCAUAUACGAGAGGAGGAAAGGCACCGACUUCCCUAGGACUUUUGAAGUGGGACCGGGGAGGCAGCUGGGAACCAUCCUCAAGAGCUGCAACCUGCAGGCCUGGAAGUCCUACAGUCACGUGGCGGUGCUGGAGGCCGACCAGGACGAGGACCAGAACUUGUGACCUUGGGCCGGAGGGGACGUGGCUUAGGAGGCCAAGGGGGCUCCGGUGGGCCGAGCCCGGCCUGGCCUUCCUGUCAGGCCGCCUCCUUCCAGGGAUUGGGAGGGAGUGUUUAAAGUGCUUCGAAUGCUACAUAAAAAGCACUGGAAAUGA